AAGGCUAAAGAAAGUUACUAUAAGAAUUAGAUUCGGUGUUGUGAAGGUGAAUACAUUGAACAUGGAUGGGAAGAAGAAGAAGAAGAAGAGUAAAGUGAAAAGAGAUCUAGCUUUUUUGAGGAAGAAGAUGAUAAGAAGUAUCAUCAUUGUCUUGAUUGCAACAAGAAGAGAUUUUCCUGGUGGAGGAACACAUUUCCACAACGGAGCUGACAAAUACAUUGUUUCCCUUGCUCAGGGUAUAGAAAUCGGCGGUUAUGGUAAAGGUUGUAGUGGUUGUGAAAGAGCUAAUUCUUCGAGGAGGACUGGUGUUGCGGCGAUGGCGGCGGGAACCACGAACUUUCCAUGGAACAACGUGAGAUUUGUUGGUUUAUGAGCAGAUUAUUAUGAGAUUAUGGGUUUGUGUUUCUUUAGCUAUCAAAUUAUGAUUGUGUUUCUUAUAAAAGAGAUGAUCUUCGUCAUGAAUUUGAAUUGUUUAAGCUAUCUCAUCAGAGAGGCUAAUACAAAUCUUAAUCAUCA
Messenger RNA from Arabidopsis arenosa, 516 nucleotides. NCBI's taxonomy places the organism in Eukaryota, Viridiplantae, Streptophyta, Magnoliopsida, Brassicales, Brassicaceae. The record is from the annotation of a GenBank genome assembly.